Molecule: messenger RNA, 4950 nt
Organism: Electrophorus electricus (electric eel)
Lineage: Eukaryota; Metazoa; Chordata; Actinopteri; Gymnotiformes; Gymnotidae
Gene: rin2b
Product: Ras and Rab interactor 2b
Biological process (GO): signal transduction; vesicle-mediated transport
Cellular component (GO): cytosol; endocytic vesicle
Molecular function (GO): guanyl-nucleotide exchange factor activity; small GTPase binding
Source: RefSeq, a predicted model, not a curated record
GGGUCUUUAAAUGGGUAUAUCAACAUGGCCAUGAACACAGUUUCCCAGCCUUGUGGGAUGGACAAAACUGGGAGUUUUUUUAAGCUAGUAGAUGCACUUGCAUCAGAACUUGAGCGAUUGGAGCAGGAUAUGGUUUAUACAGCUUCACAGAGAUAUACCAGAGAGCCUGAAGCCUCUCUCCUCCAUGAUGUGGAGGGAGAGGUGAGUGGGGUGUACCUGCAGUACCCUUUGGUAGGGGGGCCAUGUGAGAGUGAAAAUGUAAGCAAACGCAUAAGUGCACAAGAGAGAGUCACUCUUACACACCCCAUCUGGUUACUGCUGUCUGUCACUGAACAGGAGGCUACACGCAUCCUACUGCAGCAACCAGUAGGGGUGUUUUUGGUGAGGAGGUCAUCUGCCCUUCAGAAGAAGGUACUCUCACUUCGUGUAGACAAUACACCAGGAUCUCCUAUCAUCCACUACCCUCUUGAAGAAAGCUUGUUCACAUUCUCUUUGGAAGGCUCGGGAAUCAGUUUUGCAGAUCUUUUUCGUCUUGUGACCUUUUAUUGCAUCAGCAGAGAUAUUCUACCUUUCCCUCUGAGGCUGCCUGAAGCCAUCAACUCAGCAAGAACUCUUUCAGAGCUGGAGGAAGUUGCCAAGCUGGGAGCAGGUUUCUGGGAUGUAGCUCUCUGCAGAAAGUGGGAUACGUUGUCUCAUUCUUGUUUGUUGGUUCAGAACGAGCUUCCUAACUCCCUGCACUGUGAACUAUCGGUAAUAAGGAGACAAAGUCAGACCCUAUCAUCAUGCAGAGCCAGACACAAUCAGCGGUGCACUCCUCUUUCGCUAGCACAUACAUGCUCCAUCAGUGCUGAUGGCAAGAGUAGCUCCAGUGAGGCACUGUGCUUCUUCAAUCCACUUUUUCUUCAGACACACCAACGGCACACGGGAAACAGCAUCAGAGCGGCUAGCAAAGACGUCUCCGAGCCGAACUCAAAAGAAGCCAGUAACAAAUCCCAACCCUCUCCUCCACCCAGGCCCCCUCCUCCUCGCUGUCUGCCUUGUCAUCCAGGUCAGAAGAGAAUAUCCGUGACAGCUGCCUAUGCCAGAACCAAUCAGAGCCCAGCACAGAAACACGAGCCUACAAGCACUAUGGGACCUAAACACAGCAGUCCAAAAAGGUUUCCUGCACCUCCUCCUCCUCAACAAAAGCAGUCAGGCACUGACAGUCACCACUGCGGUAUUGCUCUGGAUGAUCAGAACAUGGCCAGGGCCUUAUACCCAGCCAGCAAUGCUCACAAGGAACCUUCAACUUGUACUGUUACAAACAUCCUUCAGCACUGUAGCGGAAAGGCAGAGUUAAGUCAAGGAUCAAGUGAUCUGAGCACAUUCACCUCCUCCUCUGAUUCCCUGGACUCACCUCCCCACCCUCUCCACUUUGAUCGGUUCCUUAGCCCAGACCAAAGCCUCUCCACAGACAACAGCAGUGAUGAGGAUAAAGAGGAGAAAGAGGCAGAUGACUAUGGGGCAGGACUUCAGAGGGACUUGCAGCUGCGGCUACGUGCCUCACAGAACUCCAGGAAGCUUCUGAUGAUGGAAGACAUGGAGGUGCAUUCAGGAUCACUUCUUAUCCUGCCACGAGCAUUAAAGGGACACUUCCGUAAGGUCAGGGGUGUCCUGGGUGUGCUACCCACCCCUGAGAGACGUGCUCUGCGGCGCAUUGUGGAACUAUCAAGAAACAAAAGCUCUUAUUUUGGCUGCUUGGUACAGGACUAUGUAAGCUUUGUGCAGGAGAACCACAGCUGCCAUAUGUCAGGCCUCGACUUGCUGCAAACCGUCAGACAGUUCAUGACCCAGAUGAAGGCCUAUUUAAUGCAGGCCUCUGAUCUGAAUCCCCCCAUCGAGUCCCUCAUACCUGAAGACCAGAUCGAUGUAGUACUAGAAAGAGCCAUGCACAAGUGUGUACUGAAGCCUCUGCAUGGCUCAGUCUAUGCAGCACUGCACAAGUUCCAGGUAAGCAGUGGUGUAUGGCAGCGGCUACAGGAGAACCUGGCCAUAGCCAAGUCAAAGCAACCGGGAGAGCUGGGAGCAGACACAGUGCGAUCACCAGACCUCCAUGCCAUCAAGCGGAUCCGACUCAAACUCCGCUCCAUGUGCAAGAUGUAUUCACCGGAGAGGAAAAUCAAGGUGCUUCUGCAUGUAUGCAAGCUCAUCUAUACCGACAUGCAGAAUCGCUCAGCAGGCAGGUCGUUUGGGGCUGAUGAUUUUCUACCUAUGCUGACUUAUGUUUUGGCCCAGUGUGAUAUGCCUCAGCUAGACACAGAGGUCCAGUAUAUGAUGGAACUCCUGGACCCCUCUCUACUUCAUGGAGAAGGUGGAUACUAUUUGACAAGUGCAUGUGGAGCCAUGUCUCUGAUUAAGAACUUCCAGGAGGAUCAGGCUGCUUGUGUUCUCAGCUCUGCCACACGCAGUACAUUACACCAGUGGCACCAAAGGCGCACAAUCCAGAGAAACCUUCCUUCUGUGGAUGACUUCCAGAAUUUCCUCCGAGUGGCUCUACAAGAAGCUGACAGUGGUUGCACAGCAAAAACUUUGCAAGUGCACCCCAACAAUACCACAGAGGAGGUCAGUCGCCUCUGUGCCCACAAAUUCCACGUGACUGACCCAGAAAACUAUGCCCUCUUCCUCAUCACAGAUGACUGUAGCCAGCAGCUGGCCCCAGACACAUACCCUCAGUGGAUUAAAGCAGAGUUCCAGAGCCGUCCUCACCCCAAAGCCUUCUAUUUUGUGUAUAGAAGACUGCCAAAUCCCAAUGGCUGUAAACCAUCCCAGUCUCACAACAGCAGCUGCACUGAAGACUGAGCAAUGGUAGUUUGUGGACUGAGCCAGUUAAUAUAUUGUAUGAGCCAUGUUGGGAGCUGCACCAGCAUCAGUGUCCCACUUGCAUUGCUCAGUUCGACAUGAAAGGUUCUGGUGACAACAUCAAGCAAUGGCGAGCAGUAGCGAAAAAAGAGAAAUAUUACUUUCUCUUUUAUUGUUGCACAUGAUAAAUAUAGAUAAUGGAAUGAGAUAUAUUUUAUGUCCUACCAAAUGUUUGCCAUCCUCAAUUAAUGUCACUCAAAAAUUCUUAACAAAAACAUUUGACUAUUUAUCAAAAGCAAAAAUAUCUAAUUAAAAACUAUACUCCCAGGCAAAACAAAACCCAAAAUUAUAUAAUAGUAAGCUUGUAUUGGUCUCAACAACAAAACCUUUUUACACCCAGACAUGUAUUAGCUUUAAUUUUUUAUCAAAACAUUUAUCUCUUUUAAUGAAUUUAUCUUUGUGUACAAGAAGACUAUGUAAGUGAAUUUCUCUGUUUCCAACAUUCCACUGAAGAAUUCACUGCACCAGCAAGUUACUUCUCUGACAAAAGAUUUGUUGUUAGGACCAUUUAAUAUAAUUUGGGGUUUGACCCAUUUUUCCCCCCCAAGAAUUAAUAACAUUUCUAGGAGAAAAUUAAAAAGCUCUUUAACACAAAAUGAAAAAGAAAAAUGAAAAUGAAAAAGCUCUUUUUUGGUGGUGGUGAAGGGAUAAUGAUAGUAGGAGUCUAAGAACAUUCCUUCAUUUUAGGUCCAUGACCCAAACCUUUCCAAUGGAUUUAGGUCAGGAUGUUGGUUCUGUGAUAUGUAAACCAUUUUAAUGAAAUGUAUUGAUGGAAGGCAUAUCCCACUGAGGCUGAUUUUGUUUUAAAAAAUAGACUUUAAAAAAGUUAUUUAUAUCAUCCUUUGAAUCCUAUGAAGGUUCCAAAAGUCCUUUAAAAUCGCUCCAGCAAUAUAACAUAUCUGCUUCUUGCUCAUUGGUCUUACCUGACAAUAGGUUCUAAUUAAAAAUCCAAUGACAUUAAGAUCCAGGAGUCUGUGGUUGUGGUCUGAUGAGAGCAGUCUCCAUAGGACUUCCUGACGUGAGUAUUCAACCAACAACUGCAGUUCUCCCACUGUGGCCCUGGGAGAAUCCCUUUCCUCUCUGUCAUCCUCACUGUGUGACAGGGAAAAAUUCACAUUCUUUUCAAUUUUCUUUUUUUCUCAAUCAUUGCUCUGAUAGUGGAACUCUGUAUUAAUAAGCAUAGAGCUAUUUUUAUACCCAUAACUUUAAUUAUAAAGACCAACAACCAAGUUGUUUCAGUGUUUAUGUAUGUUCUCUGAACUUAACCUUAUUAACAGAUUAGUAAGGAAAUUUGGUGUGUGUACUCAUCAGUAAAACAGAGAAUCACAAAUGAUCGCUUAAGAAAAGCUUAAUACUGAUUUUUCAAGUAAAAUAUUUAAAAUACUAUUUCAAUGAUAAACCUCAAAACCUAUUAUAUUUAAGAUAACUAAGAAGCUUAACAUGAUUUUAAUAUAGUUUUGUGAAAUGGUUGAUUUUAGAAUUACAGAUGGGGCCAAAAACAUCCACAAGACAUAAUUCCAGGACAUAAUAUAAAGAUGCAUUUGACAAAAAAUAACCUAAAACAUUUUAAACUACUCUAAAUGUCUUCUUUUAAGUAAAACUUUCAAUUAAAUUAAGUAAUUUGUAAUUCCUAAUCAGUGUGACUCACAUGGCAAAUAUUAAUUUAUUAAAGAUUUUUCUUCCUAUGUACCAAUUUAGCAUACUUCAGUUGAAGAAUUAUUAUAAAAUCCCAGAAUUAUUAUAAAAAUAACAUCAAGCUAGUAGCCAAUAAUAUUUUUAAUAAUACUUAUCAAAGUUUCAAACAAUGUGAAGGAUAAUGUGAUCCAGGAAACAUUCCAGGAAGAGUAAAUUGCUUUGGGACAACAGAUUAAGUAGAAAUGGGACUAAUAGCUGUGAUGUUGAUUUGUUAUACAUACAUAUAUAAACAUAAAAAUAUUACAUGUAUGUAACACUACAUUAAACCUAUUUUAAUAUUAUUGUACACACAGUAGGACAAUGUAUUGAUGCAGAUGAUUCUAUGCUCGUAAAUAAAUGGAUUUGUCAAGACGUUGA